GAAAAAGCCUAGAUCUGUGCACUACAAUGGCCAAUUUUCCUGUCUCAUCGUCACAGCUUUGUAAAUUUCUUUUCAAGAGAUUAGGUAGAAACUUGUGUACAAAUCUGUCCGGAGGAGAAUCUGCGCUCAUGUUAGAUGAAGUUUUGAAGCAGCUCGAUUUAAAAGAUGGGCAUACUAUUCUUGAUAUGACAUUUGGUGAAGGCUUUCAUACUGAAGCCAUUUUAAGAACUAAUCCUACGGUCAAUGUGAUAGCUUUAGACAGAGAUCCUCAUGCUUUCCUUAGAGCAGAAAAACUUGCGGGGAAAUAUCCUGGUCGAGUGAAACCUCUGUUGGGGCGUUUUAGUGACCUGCCAAUGCUUCUGAAUCCAUUGGGAAUUUCACGAAAUUUCCUUGAUGCCAUUUUCUUAGAUGUAGGCUGCUCUUCAAAACAGCUCAAUGAUGCAGGACGUGGUUUCUCUUCUGAAAUUGAUGGCCCAUUGGAUAUGAGAAUGGAUGGCUCUGAUUCCUCUGGCAUUACAGCUAUGGAUGUUCUAAUGACUGCCAAUGAACAUGACUUGGCUCGAAUAAUAAGGAUAUAUGGUGGGGAAGAGCAGAGCAAAAAAAUUGCUGGAGCUAUUGUAAAAUGUAGACAUACAUUUGAACCUUUGAAAUCCACGCUACAGUUAAGAGAUUUUGUUAGAGGAAUUUGUGAUGCAAAAAGCAAUAGAGCAGUACAAAAUGUAUUUUAUGCUCUACGAACAUUUGUCAAUAACGAAUUUAAUGAACUUAAUUAUGCUAUGCUCUUGGCAGAGCAAUAUUUGAAGAAGGGUGGACGCAUUGUAUCAUUAACAUUCAAUCACUUAGAAGAUUUAAUUGUAAAGAGACACAUCACUGGUAAUGUCUUGGAAAAUAACCCAAAUCCAGUCCCAUUGAAAUAUUACAGCCAGUCUUACAAUUUGACCCCAGACGAAAUAAAUGAAUUGAGAAAUUCCCAGUGGUCACCCCUGACAAAGCAUGUCAUAACUGUAAAAGGGCAUUUUAAUCACCCUGAUGGUCGUGUUAGAAAAGCAAAGCUAAGAGGAGCUAUGAAAUUGUAAUCUAGGAACAAAUUGGAAUUGAUAUAUUCUGUGUAAUGAAUCAUAUUAGUACAGUAAAUAAAAUAUUGACAAAUAAAA
This is a messenger RNA of Thrips palmi, 1154 nucleotides long. Its product is annotated as probable methyltransferase-like protein 15 homolog. The transcript has a single exon. Gene Ontology annotation, molecular function: rRNA (cytosine-N4-)-methyltransferase activity. The record is from RefSeq and is a predicted model, not a curated record. Gene Ontology annotation, biological process: rRNA base methylation. NCBI's taxonomy places the organism in Eukaryota, Metazoa, Arthropoda, Insecta, Thysanoptera, Thripidae. The coding region runs from base 27 to 1076 and encodes 349 amino acids.